CCAUCUCCUCUCUCUUUAGGGAUAAUGGUUCCUCCCACCUCUCUGUCAGUUGAAUAAGCGCCACAAGCACUUUCUCUCCUGCCUAACCGCUCGACAAGCCAGCCCAAAUCUCACUCUUGCCUUAAAAAUGUUCCAAAGAUUGAAUAAGAUUUUUUUGGGAGACGUGGACCUGUCUUCCGACCAGGAGCCAGAAUUCAGCGAGAAGGAAGACGAGGAGUGGGUGCUUGUGGAUUUCAUAGACACGUGUCCCGCCUUCUCGGUGGAAGAUGACGACGAUGACAUGGACGAGGAAGACAUCGGGGCGGAGCUGCCGCCCAGCUGUCCGGGCCCGGCCGUCUUCUCUUGCCUGCCCUCUCUGGAGUGCCUGGCUGAGGCCAGUGAGUCCUGCUUCCUGCCGCUGGAGGAGAGCUGGUUCAUCACACCACCCCCCUGUUUCACAGCACGGGGGGCCACUGCCCUGAAGGUGGAGACCAGCCCCCUGGAGAACCUCCUGAUCGAGCAUCCCAGCAUGUCCGUGUACGCUGUGCACGGCUCCUGCCCGGCUCGCGGUGAGGUGGGCUGCAGCCCUGAAGACUUCCCCAGGCCUGGGAGCCCCAGGGUGGAAACCCCAAACACAGCAGGCCGACACCUUCACUGCUACGUCACAGCUCUUGCUGCUGCUCCUCCGGCUUUCCUGGGACCUCCUAAGAGCUUCCGCCCUUCCCAGUGGAGCAGAGAGCCCAUCGAGAGACUAAAUCGCAAUCAUCUUCGUCGCCAAAAUCUCACCAGGGAGUGCCACUCGCGGCAUGCGCGGCCCGGUGGCUGGACAGUGCACCAGCCCUGCCCGCGGCAAUACAAUUACUGAGCUUCCAGCCCCUGCUCUUGCACACGUGUGAUGGUGCAUGUCGGGGGGUAGGAUGGACAAUGAGGACUCUGUCUCUCCACAGCCACCAGAGUUGGACUCAACUACUGGUGUGAUUUUGGGGACCAGAGUCACAUCCUGUGCAUCACGUAAUGCCUUUGCUCUUGUUGACAUGAUGUUUUGUUUUUUGUAAAUUUUUUCCAGACUCUUUUGGGGAAAUGUGGAUCCAAUGACAGUGUUUUGUGGUAUUUUUGGGGGGGUCUUUAAGUUUGGUUAGGGGUACUCAAGUUAGCGUUUCUAUAUUUUAAAAUAUUUCUUCCAGUGGAGGAGAAAUGAGCAUCUUUCCACCGCAGUUUCUCUAGGAUCACCGAAUCAGGCUUGUGAGGAAGCAAAGAUAUAUUCUCAGGGUCAGACACAUGCUAUUUUUUUUAGACCGAUACUUGAUCGUCUCUUCUGUCAAUGACAUUUUACACACUAAUAUGAGCAUUAACAGGUGGCCAAUUGCCAUGGGUCAUGAUGGAAAUAAUGGCUCAACUUGC
Suncus etruscus (white-toothed pygmy shrew) is the source of this 1380-nucleotide messenger RNA. RefSeq names its product tumor protein p53 inducible nuclear protein 1 (gene TP53INP1). The coding region runs from base 128 to 844 and encodes 238 amino acids. Gene Ontology annotation, biological process: positive regulation of DNA-templated transcription; autophagosome assembly. Lineage: Eukaryota; Metazoa; Chordata; Mammalia; Eulipotyphla; Soricidae. The transcript has 3 exons. Gene Ontology annotation, cellular component: nucleus; autophagosome. The record is from RefSeq and is a predicted model, not a curated record.